This is a messenger RNA of Diaporthe batatas, 4893 nucleotides long. RefSeq lists its product as uncharacterized. Lineage: Eukaryota; Fungi; Ascomycota; Sordariomycetes; Diaporthales; Diaporthaceae. The record is from RefSeq and is a predicted model, not a curated record. Gene Ontology annotation, molecular function: ABC-type transporter activity; ATP hydrolysis activity; ATP binding. The transcript is spliced from 3 exons. Gene Ontology annotation, biological process: transmembrane transport. Gene Ontology annotation, cellular component: membrane. Bases 477 to 4550 code for a protein of 1357 amino acids.
GCCAGUCAGUCUACUGUACCGCCUCCACCCCCGUCGCUCUCUUAUUCGUGUGCAGGUCAAUGCUGCCUCACAAGCCCUCCAAGGUUGUUUCCCUUGUCCUGGAGAGGGGCGAGUUGUGCAGCAACAAUUCGGUAUCUGCCACUCCCGGCCGGCCUCUUUUGUACAUAUUUCAACGCCCAAGCCCUUGCUACUUCAGACCUACUAGCCCUCUCGAGCUUAUCCACCCACCUUCAAUGUUUUUAAUAAUACCUUGAGUAGGACCUACCGAUUGUCCUCACUCACCACCUUCUUAUCUUCUUUUCUACCGGUUGCGCUCGCUAUUACUUACAAGAGAACGUCUCAAGGCUGAGCCGACCCGCCACCACAGCGGCUCGAUCGAAUAUACCGGUACUUCUUUCACCCCCACGACACACUCUGUGGGCUCUCGGCACGAAGCGAAACCUUACUGGCCUUCACACUUACCACACAGCCAAGCCAUGAUGGCUGAGGAAACUUCAAAUCAGCGGCCUGGUUCCGGGAGCAGUGGCUCGUCUAGUCGCAACCCGACACCAGUCAACGACAGCGAGCUCAGGGCGGACAAGACAAGGGCAGACCCAGAAAAGCUGUCCGAAAAGUUACCAGGGAACGAUAGCGAGGAUCAUGUCGACCUGCAGAAGCUGGAUUCCAAGGUCAUCAGGCCUCAGGCUGACAAGAAGUCGGACCCUUACGAGGGCAUGCCACCUGAGCAGGCCGAGAUAUUACGGCGCCAGGUCGAGACCCCGGAUGUCAAGGUGGGCGUCGCCACGCUGUAUCGAUAUGCUACACGGGUCGAUCUUAUCCUUCUGCUCAUUGGGUCCAUAUGCGCCAUCGCCUCCGGAGCCAUCCUGCCUGUGAUGACUGUUAUCUUCGGAAGUCUCCAAGGCACCUUCGCCGGCUUCUUCAACGGCACAAAGACCUACGACCAGUUCAUGGACGGCAUGACCGACCUCGUCCUCAUCUUUGUCUACCUCGGCAUCGGCGAGUUCGUCACCUCCUACGUCGCAACCGUCGUCUACAUCUACACCGGCGAGCACAUCGCUGGCAAGAUCCGGGAGCACUACCUCGAGAGCUGUCUUAAGCAGAACAUAGGCUUCUUCGACAACGUUGGCUCUGGCGAGGUCGUCACCCGUAUCACGGCCGACACGAACUUGAUCCAGGACGGAAUCAGCGAGAAGAUCUCCCUGACCCUGGCUGCCCUGGCUUCUUUCGUCGGCGCCUUCAUCAUCGCCUUCAUCAUGUACUGGAAACUGACAUUGAUUCUCUGCUCCGUCGUUGUGGCGAUUGUGACCAUCAUGGCAACCUGUGCGCAGUUUAUCGUCAAGUUCAGCAAAAAGAACAUCCACUCGUAUGCGCUCGGCGGUACUGUUGCUGAGGAGACUCUCAGCUCCGUCCGCAACGCGGUGGCUUUCGGGACCCAGGACAGGCUGGCCAAGCUGUAUGACGCCCACCUUAUCAAGGCCGAGUUCUACGGCAUCCGGCUCAAGAGUGUCAUUGCCAUCAUGAUCGGAUUCCUCAUGCUCAUCAUGAACUGGUGUUAUGGCCUGGCCUUCUGGAUGGGCUCCAGAUAUCUGGUUGACGGCAUCAUCCCCCUGCAGAAGGUGCUCACCAUUGCCAUGUCCGUCAUGAUCGGCGCAUUUGCGCUGGGCAACGUCACACCCAAUGUGCAGGCUUUCACGACCGCCCUCGGUGCUGCUGCAAAGAUCUAUACCACCAUCGACCGGAACUCGGCCCUCGACAGCUCAUCUAACGAGGGUGAGAAGCUCGAGAGGGUAGAGGGAAGCAUCAAGCUCGAGAACGUCAAGAUGAUCUACCCGUCCCGGCCCGAUGUUGUAGUCAUGGAUGACGUGACCCUCGAAUUACCGGCCGGCAAGACCACUGCCCUCGUUGGCGCAUCAGGCUCCGGUAAGUCGACAAUCGUGGGUCUGAUCGAGCGUUUCUACAACCCAGUCAAGGGCAAGGUGUACCUGGAUGGCCACGAUAUCUCGACUCUCAACCUGCGGUGGUUACGGCAGCAGAUCGCACUGGUCAGCCAGGAACCCACGCUUUUCGGUACCACCAUCUACGAGAACAUCCGCCAUGGUCUGGUCGGCACCAAGCACGAGCACGAGAGCCCUGAGAGGCAGAAGGAGCUCAUCGAGGCUGCGGCCGUCAAGGCAUUUGCCCACGACUUCAUCUCCGCCCUUCCGGAGGGCUACCAGACGAAUGUUGGUGAGCGCGGUUUCCUGCUCUCGGGCGGCCAGAAGCAGAGAAUCGCCAUUUCACGAGCCAUUGUAUCCGACCCCAAGAUUUUGCUGCUGGAUGAGGCGACAUCAGCCUUGGACUCUCGCAGUGAAGGUGUCGUACAAGCAGCUCUGGAGCAGGCCUCGGAAGGACGAACCACCAUUGCCAUCGCUCACCGUCUUUCCACCAUCCGAGACGCUCACAACAUUGUCGUCAUGAGCCAAGGGCGCAUUGUUGAGCAGGGUACCCACAAUGACCUACUCGCAAAGCGGGGUGCGUAUCACUCGCUGGUUACCGCGCAGGAGAUCGCCAGGGUUGAAGAGACGGAUGAGGAGGAUGGGGCAUCCGGGCAUGAGAACUUGGCUGAGAAGAAGGUUUCGAACGGUGAGACCGCAGUCGAGCAUGAAGCGGACCCAGACGACGCCAACAUAGCCUCGAGGCUGAACCGCCAGGCCACAUCCAAGUCGGUCUCGAGCGUUGCCCUUCAGGGACGCAAGCCCGAGGAGCAGAAGAAGUACUCCACGUGGACACUUAUCAAGACCAUUGCGUCAUUCAACAAGGAAGAGUGGAAGCUGAUGGUUGUCGGUCUGUUCUUCGCCGCGCUUUCCGGCGGCGGCAAUCCAGUCAUGUCCUUCAUCUUCGCCAACAUCAUCACCGAGUUGAGCGUGCCCGUCAAUGCUCAGACCAUCCCGGGGAUCAAGGCCAGCGCCCAUUUCUGGUGCUUGAUGUACCUGAUGUUGGGCCUGUCCAUGCUCAUCUGCUUCUCGGUCCAGGGCGUCAUCUUCGCCUUCGGCUCGGAGCGUAUGAUCCACAGAGCACGCGACAGGGCUUUCCGGUCCAUGCUCCGCCAGGACGUCGAGUUUUACGACCGCGACGAGAACACCGCCGGCGCCCUCACGUCCUUCCUCAGCACGGAGACGACACACAUGGCAGGACUCUCGGGUGCUACCCUCGGAACCAUCCUCAUGACCAUCUCGACCCUCGUCACCUGCAUCGUCGUCUCACUUGCCAUAGGCUGGAAGCUCGCCCUGGUUUGUAUCUCAAUAGUGCCCGUGCUGCUGGCUUGCGGCUUCUUCCGAGUCUGGAUGCUGUCGCGGUUCCAAACCCGCUCCAAGAAAGCGUAUGCCUCUUCUGCCAGCUAUGCCUCUGAAGCUGUCACGGCCAUCAGGACAGUCGCUUCGCUGACCCGUGAGGACGACGUGCUGGCCAAGUACCGUGAGAGCAUCGCCAACCAGCUGAAGAUCAGCACAAAGUCGGUGCUGAAGUCCUCGUCCCUGUACGCAGCCAGCCAGUCGUUCAUGUUCCUGUGCUUCGCCCUGGGCUUCUGGUACGGUGGCACUCUGAUCGCCAAGAGGGAGUACGGGCUCUUCGAGUUCUUCCUCGUUUUCAGUCAGGUCAUAUUCGGGGCCCAAUCUGCAGGCACCAUCUUCUCCUUCGCCCCCGACAUGGGCAAGGCACAAACCGCCGCCGGGGAGCUGAGGAAGCUCGCGGACCGGAGGCCCCAGAUCGACACGUGGUCCGAGGACGGCGAACGGGUCUCGCGCAGCGAGAAGGACAGCAUCCAGGGCACGAUUGAGUUCCGCGACGUACACUUUAGAUAUCCCACACGCCCGGACGUGCCCGUCCUCAGGGGCCUGAACCUCCAGGUCCAACCCGGCCAGUACAUCGCGCUCGUGGGUCCCAGCGGGUGCGGAAAGAGCACGACGAUCGCGCUGCUGGAGCGUUUCUACAACCCGCUCGCGGGUGGCGUCUUUGUGGACGGGCGCGAGAUCUCGUCGCUCAACGUCAACGACUACCGCAGCUUCAUCGCGCUCGUGAGCCAGGAGCCGACGCUGUACGCGGGCACGAUCCGCGACAACAUCCUGCUGGGCGCGACGAACCCGGAGACCGUCACCGACGGGCAGAUCGAGGCCGUGUGCCGCGAGGCCAACAUCUACGAGUUCGUCAUGUCGCUGCCCGACGGCUUCGGCACCCUCGUCGGGUCCAAGGGCACGCUGCUGUCAGGCGGCCAGAAGCAGCGGCUGGCCAUCGCGCGCGCCCUCAUCCGCGACCCCAAAAUCUUGCUGCUGGAUGAGGCAACCUCGGCCCUCGACUCGGAGUCGGAGCACGUCGUGCAGGCGGCGCUGGACCGCGCCGCCAAGGGCCGCACCACCAUUGCCGUCGCGCACAGGCUGUCCACCAUCGCCAAGGCGGACUGCAUCUACGUCUUUGAGAAGGGCGUCGUCGUCGAGCAGGGCACGCACCAGGACCUCAUGCGCGCCAACGGGAGGUACGCCGAGCUCGUGCGGCUGCAGAGCCUGGAGAAGAGCUGAGUGGGUGGUUGACGAGUGCUGAUUUGCGUCUGUUCGUUGUUAUGUCCUGCAUACACAGGUUCUGUAUAUCUUGAUAAAAAGCGAGUUGCAUUUUGUAGAGCGCGGUCAUGUCUGGCCGUUGCAUGGUAUGGGUAGGCCUUGGGUCAGAGGCUUUUUGCAUAGACAUGGCGUUGGGCAUUGACAUGGCGGUUGCAUUCUUCUCAUCUCGUCUCGGAGGGUCCGGGACGGGACUGACGGUAGAUGGGUAACUAUGAAUAAUUAUGAGCAACUCUGUUUAGAAAGCUUAAUGCUAUUCAUCGUGACGACAUCAUAGCUGAGGAGUCGGCUGAUCCAAGCAGGCCAC